AACAUUAACAUCGUGUCUACUUGCAACUUUUUUAAGCAUGUGCGACACUGAAUGAAUAUACGGAAUAGCCACUACUCUUGUUUUGCUAUUACUGCUUUCUGUAAUCACGUCCAUCCCCCUCGAAACCAACUUCUUUAGGCGCUCGGCCACAGUGGCCACGGCUACACUAGGAUAACCUGCUUCUAAUAGGCGCCGGACCUUCGAUUUAAAACUGGCGCUCAUUUUGUACAUGCAGGAUCUGGUGAGGGAAGACUUAAGGCACGACAUGGCAAUUCCGUUUUUUACUACUUUGGAAUGCUUGGAUUGAAAGUUUUGCAAUGGCUUCGAAGAUCUUGGGGAGUACUGCCAACAAACAUGACUUUGUUCGAAGAUCAAGGAAAUGUCAAGAAACUGAAUUACGCGUCAUUGAGGAAAUUCUUUGGUAAACUUUAAUCCUCCCCCAUAAAGUUUAAAUUGCUCACUUACUGAGGUAGCAGCGGAAUCGAAUUCUUCCCUAUUGCAGAAAAUCAGGUAAUCAUCAACGUAACGAAAUAUCUUGAUAACGCUAUCACCUAAGGCUUUCUCUAAGCAGUUGUCAACCUUACUAAAGUAAAUGUUGCUAAGAAUAGGGGCAACCUUUGAGCCAAUACAAAUGCCUGAUUUCUGCAGAAAAAUGCCAUCUCUCCACCCAAUCAGCGUCGACUUCAAGUACAUUGAAAAAAUUUCUAGAAAAGCUCCCGUGGAAAGACCGCAUCUGUCAAUAAAAGCCGACUCUUGCACUUGUUCUUUAAAGGGAAGCUGAAAGGUUUUCCAGAAAGAAUGAGUGAACAUCUGUACAUAAUGGUUUUCAACCCUCCGAAUUCGAAUAUCGUAUCGAAACUGAGCGAAAGAAAGCGCAAAUAUAUUUUAUUUUGACGAAAAGUGCAGCAGCGGACACGCCCAGCUCGCGCGUCUUGUUUCCGCCUGUGAUUGGUCGGGCGCCUCGUGACGUCAACUCUAGUAGCCGACCGCUGCCGCUACACAUGAAGCGCGGUGCCAGGUAGUUUGGUGCUGUUUUUCUGAGACAGUAAUGGAAAAUGUAGAGAGACUGCGUUUUUCUGAGGAGUUCGGCGUUACUCCCUUCAUGUACGAGCCGAUUGCGAAGAGCCGGCCUCUCGAAGAAGCAAACGAUGCUGGUGUGAGCAGUGCUUUCGACGCGAACGAAAGCAAAGUCUUGGGAUCUCCUCGUGUUGGAAAUGCUCUUUGGUGAGUAUGUUUUUUGCAAAGCGAUCUAGUGAUCUCGCCGAUCUUUCGCCGAUCUAUAGUGAGCUCGUUUCCGGUCAAACAACUGUAGUAUUGUGUUCCUGCAAGCCUCCUGGUGGAACGUAAGCGGGGAUGCGAUCGUCGGCAUUUGUGCGCUGUCCAAAGCUGUCGGCAAUCUACAAAGACUGUUUAAACGCGUGAAAAGCUUCCCGGUUCAUGCAGUACGUGUAGUGACCUUCAUCUGUUGACUACCACGUUGACUACCACUCACGUUGAUUACCACUCACGCUGACUACCACUCUACAUACACGCAGACGCACCAACAAAGGAAUGCAGGGUCGAUUGAAGCAGAUUACGAUGGCACGCACGCAGAAACAAGCGCGGUCAGGCACGGUCGCGGAUGCUGCGAAGGAACGAAACACUAGAGUUGACGUCACAACACCGCGGUUUCCGGUCACCGCUCGCAUCGUCAGCGUCAGCAGCAGCGCGCGGCAUUCGACGGGGGGCGGAGCUACAGCGCAAUUUCAACCGACGAUUACGCCGCUCCUAAUUGAAAAAAGAAAAAAACCCAAAUUUUACCUACAUGGUUUAUAAGGUUCCCGCAUCCGUAUAUGAGCGUCUUAUUGAAUUUGACAGACUCUUCAGCUUCCCUUUAAUGCACUCAUUUACGGAAUUUAGCAACCCGUCAUGCGGCAAGGAAUAAUAAUGAAAAGAAUAAUAAUAAAAACUAGUGAAGCUAAGCAGUUCUGCUUAGAACUGCUUAGCUUCACUAGUUUUUUCAGACCCCUUUUGCUUACGUAAUUGUCAGGCACUAGUUCAAAAUUUGAGAGAGGAAAAUCCUGGUGAUUGUACAGCUUUUAGUAUGGAUAUCGAAGACCUGUAUUAUUCCAUGCCGGAAGUCCUUGCGGGAGCCCAAACAUAGUUUGUUUCUUUUAAACUUUUGUUUCUGCGGUCGGUGCCCGAUAUUACACAAGUAUAAGGUAUCCGCCAACCGAGUUUUCGUGAAAGCCUAGGUCUUGUCUCGUGUGCCGAACAGGGCAGCGAGCAGCGAUGCAGAAGGCGGCAUUCGUGCGCACUUCGUUCGCGCUUGCGUAGCCUCGUUGUGAGCAACCACGUCCCCAAAUGUUGCACGUCAUCUCUGUAACCCUUGCCCUACGACAGGCAUGUGCAGUCCCACAAGGGGCACCGUGAACGUGUGCGGGUACGACAUGAUUCAGAACACGGCGGAAGCACGCGCCUACCUGAGCUUCUGCCAACAGCAAGAUGUGUUCUUUCCUGACCUCACCGUCUGGGAGCACUUGGCUUACUUCGGUGCGCUCAAGGGAAUCGACCGAAGCUCCCUAUCAGGCCGCAUCACUGAAUCCCUGAAGGUUGUUCGGCUAGAAGACAAAGCCAGAUGCCUCACCUCCGUCCUUUCUGGCGGCAUGAAGAAGCGCCUGAGCAUCGCCAUGGCCACGAUAUCCAAGCCGAAGGUGGUGAUACUGGACGAGCCGACAUCCGGUCUGGACCCAGAGACACGGCGUGAAAUGUGGGACCUGUUCCGUUCUAUGCGGUACGAGUCCACGUUGCUCAUAUCGACACACGACAUGGCUGAGGCAGACAUACUCGGGGACCGCGUCGUUGUGCUGGCUCAGGGUGCUGUCCAGUGCAGCGGCUCGCCCGGUUUCCUCAAGAAGGCCUAUGGUGCAGGCUACAGGGUGCAGAUAGCGCGGAAGCCGUCGGUAGCCUUCCAGCUGUACGACAUUAUGCACAUCAUCAAGAGCACGGUGCCAGAGGCGGAGGUGCGGCGCCACCGGCAAAGCGAAGUGACCGUGGCGCUGCACGUGCUCGACUGCGCCGGCUUCGAGCACAUGUUCGCGCAGCUGGAGGCCCAGAGCGACGCCCUGGGCAUCGACAGCAUCGGCGUCUCCGUCGCCACCAUACAGGACGUGUUCGUCAAAAUUAAUCGGGAGGAGACGCAACUGCUCAGCAGAACAGCGACGUUGGCAGAUUACGACGUCACCUGGCGGGCAGCCACCACCGAGGGCGCCGGCAACUCGUGCGGCGCCAGCCUGGCGUCCCUGCUCGUCAAGCGCACGCUGUGCCUGUACCGCUCGCUGGCGGCCCCGCUGACCGCCUGGCUACUGCCGCUGCUCGUGUUCUGGGCGCUGAUGGCGCUCGAGUGCGGCCUGCUGCCCGAGCCCACGCGCCGGCUGCGGCGACUCGCCGUGCCGCUCUCGCUGGGCGCCGCGUACCGCCGCGCGGCCACCUUCGUGCACGCCGGCGACGAGCUCCGGUCGGUGGCGCGCGACGUCGUCCUGCCCCUCCUCGAGGAGCAGGGCACGCGCGCCGACGUGCUCGCCGACCCGGCCGGGCAGUUAGCGGCCAUGGCCGCGCAGCACUUCUACGCGUACACGCAGGAGUACGCUUUCGGCAUCUCGGUUACCCGCAGAAUGGUGGAGCUCACAAGUGAAAAUGAAAGCACGACAGUCGUGGAGGCGUGGCACAACCCUUACGCUGCCCUGAGUCGCGAGCUCGCACUCGCGGUGUCGUCGACGGCGGCACUGCGCCUGCUGACGGGCGACCAGCGGGCGCGCAUUGUCACCCGGGCUGUGAUCCGCGAUGUCAGCGAGACGCGCGCGAACCGCACUGAGGAUGCAGAUGAAGAGUUCACCGAGUAUCUCAAGCACGGUGUUGCUGAUCUCGUACUUUGCACGCAAGGUCACUACUCGCGGCGGCCUUUUGCCUACUUCACUGGCGGACUUGCUGUUCAUGCUGGCGCCACCGUUCAGCCUGUCCGUGAGCGUGAUCAAGGUGCUACGCAUGGACUUGGACAACAAGGAGUGCCUGCGUGCCCGCCAGAGCCGCGCCUACUUGGCGCUGCUCUGCGGCGGCUCCUCGCGGGAGGGCGACGCGCGCUUCGGCGCCGUGACGGCCCACUGCUGCACGCUGGCAGUCGAGGCUAGGCUAUUGUAUGCAGUACGGCGGGCUGCUCGAAAGCCUGACGGCCUUCGAGUUCCUCCACCUGUUCGCUCGGCUGCGCGGUGUGCCGUCCAAGGAUGUGAAGCAACUUGUCGAAAGUUUUGUUCACCUAGUCGGUCUUCAGGAGUGCGCCAACCGGCUGUGCGGAACGUACAGGCAAGACUACAUUGUUACCCGCCUAUAUGCCUAGAGGCUUCUACUUCCUAGUGUAGGCCGGCGCCACUCACUCUCAGCCAUUACGGCGGAUGUGGAACAUGAUUUAAACCCGCGUUAUGUGACCUGCUUCGAAAGCAGCUCUCGGGCCAAUUAACUCUCCUAUGGCACCUCGUGACAUUAAGACGAGAGAAAUUAUCGACAAGAAUCAGAGGGGUUCAAAUAUAUCUAUAGGGUCCGAUUUAUUACACAUGCACAAAUUCCCAAGACAUUUGUUGUGGGCGAAGGGGAUAUAGUCACCGCUUCAUAUCGCAGUCGCAUAAUGCGGAACAUGUGGGCUCGACUGCUAAUGACAGCAAGUUGACUAAUCCACCACUUUAAUUUCUAUUUUCGUUAUUUCUGGAAUUCAAUUAAAAGAACUGCCGUAUGGUUUGCCUGAAUUCAUUAUCUGUUGGAUGUCAUGUAGUUGCAACUAACUAAAAGUCGAGCCUCUCGGUCGCUUCAAUCCUCGCUAAAAAAAAAAAAAAUGGUCAGACCGCAAAAUGUUUCAAUUUUUUUUCCCUCGAUGGGUAUGACUUAAAAAAAUUCAUUCCAGUUAAUUAUUAAUUAAAUGGCAGUAAAAGCUUGCCACGUAUGCUACUAAAUUCUUAUCAUCUUUCAAUUAGUGAUAUGCGUGGUGCGAAAUAUAUCUAAUUAAGAAAACUGGUAAGCUUAAGAAGCUACAUUAUUAAUGGUUGAGCUUAGCAUUUAGCAUUUACAACAUAGGCGCCGACUGCGGGUGGGAGUGGGGAGGGCUCCGGGGCCCGAGCUCCCUCCGGAGUUCUUCGGGGGCGGGGAGAGGGAGGGGGGGCUCAGCCCCCCUGGCGAUGCCAAUGCCCCCCACCCACCUAACGUGUCAUGGUCAGAGUUCUGUCACCCACAUCAUUUGAGGUUUUUUUUGACUUGCCUCAACCUUCUCACGUAAAAUUUUAUUGUGGCUAACAGCUACUGCAUCAUUGUUGGCGCGGGAAUGCAUGGAUUUUAUUCAUCCUUUGCUUUAUUUCUACAAAUCCUGACAAUAUGAGAGCAAGUGCAUUAGAAGUAACAGCGGCGGCUGAGUCACCCGUAUUUUCUCACUUCAACAUCGUUUUAAAUUUUCACUGUAAACACCAUGCACAUACAUAAUGUAUUUAAAUAUAUACACAGGACAUAGUUUAUAAUAUAUUUAAAGAGA
Messenger RNA from Dermacentor andersoni, 5548 nucleotides. RefSeq names its product ABC transporter A family member 5-like. NCBI's taxonomy places the organism in Eukaryota, Metazoa, Arthropoda, Arachnida, Ixodida, Ixodidae. Gene Ontology annotation, cellular component: intracellular membrane-bounded organelle; membrane. Gene Ontology annotation, biological process: transmembrane transport; lipid transport. Gene Ontology annotation, molecular function: lipid carrier activity; ATP binding; ABC-type transporter activity. The record is from RefSeq and is a predicted model, not a curated record.